Molecule: messenger RNA, 1053 nt
Organism: Dimorphilus gyrociliatus
Lineage: Eukaryota; Metazoa; Annelida; Polychaeta; Dinophilidae
Source: the annotation of a GenBank genome assembly
ACUUCCUGUACGCAAAAUCCCCUGGUUUAGAUUGUCUCCCUAAAGGUCAUGGCUGUCUGUAACUUAUUUAUGAAGCAACUGAAAGCUAUAAGUCUUUUGACUAGUGGUGUGAGGACUUUAAGCUUGUCAAGGAGUUUUUGUGACGAAAGAAGAGCCAGAUACUUUCCCGCUAACAAAAAUAAUAUGCUGCCCCAAAAUACUUUUGAAGGAAAAAUUGCCAUAAUCACAGGAGGUGGAACUGGGCUGGGCAAAAGCAUGGCGUUUGCCUUAUCUGCUUUAGGGGCCCAGGUUGUCAUAACCAGCAGAAAGUUAGAUGUCCUGCAAAAUACAGCUGAAGAGAUUUUCUCUAAAACAAAACAUGAAGUGCUCCCAAUCAAUGUUGAUGUGAGAGAUCCUUUAUCUGUUAGAGAUGCUGUUGAUCAAUGUAUCGAUACUUUUGGCUUACCAAAUAUAGUCAUCAAUAAUGCAGCUGGAAAUUUUAUUGCACCAACUGAGCGCCUGUCUUCAAAUGCAUUUCAUAAUAUUGUAAAUAUUGUUUUGAUGGGAACUGCAAAUGUAACCCUUGAAGUUGGUAAAAGACUUAUAGCUGCAAAACAAGGGGCUAAUUUUUUGGCGAUAAGUACGACUUACACUCGAGAAGGCUCAGGUUUUGUCGUGCCGAGUGCCUGUGCUAAAGCAGGAGUAGAGGCUCUUUCAAAAUCCCUUGCAGCAGAGUGGGCAAGAUAUGGGAUGAGAUUCAAUGUAAUUCAGCCAGGUCCCAUUUAUACUAAAGGUGCAUUUGAUAGGCUUGACCCAUCUGGUGAAUUCGAGGCGGAAGCAAUAAGUAGAACACCAGUUGGACGUUUGGGUAAACCGGAAGAGUUGGCAAAUCUUGCAUCUUAUAUGGUUAGCGAUUAUUCAAACUGGCUGAACGGAGAGGUAAUUCGAUUCGAUGGAGGAAAGCUUAAUUGCACAGCGGGUGAAUUUAAUGAUUUGACAAAACUAUCCAAUGAGGAAUGGAAUAUGAUAGAAGAUAUGAUUCGUUCGAAAAAAGUCAAAACUGUUGAUCAGUAA